GUGACGUCAUCGUGCCGCGCCGCGGAGUGACGUCAUCAGGCGGCCCGCACGGGGCGGGGCGAGGCCUGAGCGACGACGGAGCCGCCGCGGCCUCCGCGGUGUGAUGAGCCAUGGAGCCGGGCCGCCAGACGCUGCCGCUGGAGAACGCCUCCAUCCUGUCGGAGGGCGCGCUGCAGGACGGGCACCGCCUCUGGAUCGGUAACCUCGACCCCAAGAUCACCGAAUAUCACCUUCUCAAACUCCUUCAGAAGUUUGGCAAAGUAAAGCAAUUUGACUUUCUGUUCCACAAGUCUGGUGCUCUGGAGGGGCAGCCGAGGGGUUACUGUUUUGUGAACUUUGAAACCAAACAGGAAGCAGAGAAGGCGAUCCAGUGUCUCAAUGGGAAGCUGGCCCUUUCCAAGAAGCUGGUGGUGCGGUGGGCACAUGCACAGAUCAAGAGAUAUGAUCACAAUAAAAAUGAGAAGAUCCUUCCAAUCAGUCUGGAGCCAUCUUCCAGCACAGAGCCACCCCAGUCCAACCUAAGUGUUAGUGCGAAAAUCAAGGCCAUUGAAGCCAAGCUGAAGAUGAUGGCAGAAAACCCCGACGCAGAAUACGCUGCAGCGCCCGUCUAUUCCUACUUCAAACCCCCCGAUAAGAAAAGGACUACUCCUUAUUCCAGAGCUGCCUGGAAAUCCAGAAGAUGAUGCUCGUGAAUUGGAUGAUGGUAGCAAGAAACACUGCUUUGUACACCUGGAGCCCUCCCUCCAAUGCUUUUGUACUGUGUAGAGCGAGAAGGACGUGGUGCAGCGUUGGCGAGCCCCUCGGGUGCUCCGUUGCCGGCUCUGCCGCCGGCGCAGCUGAACGCUGUUCAGAGAAGUAGGUUCCCUUCAAAGCCUCUGAUGAACACGCAGACAACCUCUCGUUAGUGUGCAUUCAUUAGCAAGAUUAGAAACAGUAACCAGUGUGUGGAGUAAAGCACAUCCAAAAAUACUCCAUUUAACUGAUUACUUUUUAAAGUAUUUUUGAACAACAGGCGCUGGGCUUCGUGUUUCUGAUGGAGGGGAAGCACUUGGUUUUGAUUAACAUUCUGUAGUUACCAUGGAAAACUUUUUCAUCUCAAUAAAACUCAAUUUAAAUAGA
Messenger RNA from Colius striatus (speckled mousebird), 1119 nucleotides. RefSeq names its product RNA binding motif protein 18 (gene RBM18). Lineage: Eukaryota; Metazoa; Chordata; Aves; Coliiformes; Coliidae. Bases 111 to 683 code for a protein of 190 amino acids. Gene Ontology annotation, molecular function: RNA binding. The record is from RefSeq and is a predicted model, not a curated record. The transcript is spliced from 6 exons.